AUGACUGCACAAACACAAUUUAAUGGACUGUACAUGUCCAUUGAAAAAAAAGAAACUCUAUUAAAAAUGACAAUCUUGGCAGUUUCAGCUGUACUAUCUUUUGCUACAAGACUGUUUUCAGUUUUAAGAUUUGAGAGCGUUAUCCAUGAAUUUGAUCCAUAUUUUAAUUAUCGUACUACAAAAUUCCUUGCUGAAGAAGGUUUCUAUAAAUUUCACAACUGGUUUGAUGAUAGAGCUUGGUAUCCUCUAGGAAGAAUUAUAGGAGGCACCAUAUAUCCUGGUCUCAUGGUUACUUCUGCAUCACUUUAUCAUUUACUGUCAUUUUUCAACAUAACAAUUGAUAUCAGAAAUGUCUGUGUUUUUCUGGCUCCAUUUUUUUCAAGUUUAACCACAAUUGUUACUUAUUUGCUUACCAAAGAAUUAAAGGACACAUCUUCUGGAUUAGUUGCUUCAGCUAUGAUUUCCAUUGUUCCUGGUUACAUUUCACGUUCUGUUGCUGGUUCAUACGAUAAUGAAGGGAUUGCCAUAUUUUGUAUGCUUCUUACAUAUUACAUUUCAGAACAUAUGUUAGCUCUUCUUGUGUUUGGACUUUGUCAAAUCCAUGCUUUCACUGAUUAUCUUCGAAGCAAACUUUCCGAAGAUGAUUUUAAAAUUCUAUUUCAAACAGUUGCUGUUUUUAUCAUUGGCGGAACUGUAAUUAUUUCCUUGAUCGCAACAUUAACGGGUAAAAUAUCUCCGUGGACUGGUAGAUUUUAUUCAUUGUUGGAUCCAAGUUAUGCAAAAAAUCACAUUCCUAUAAUAGCAUCCGUAUCUGAGCAUCAACCCACAUCGUGGAGCUCUUUUUAUUUUGAUCUCCAAAUUCUUGUCUUUUUAUUUCCUGCCGGUUUAUAUUUUUGCUUUUCAAAACUAACCGACGCAAAUAUAUUUCUCAUUUUGUAUGGAGUAACGAGUAUUUAUUUUGCCGGUGUGAUGGUCCGUUUAAUGUUGGUUUUAGCACCUGUCAUGUGCAUUCUCUCAGGUAUUGCAGUUUCCUCUAUGCUUACAAUAUACAUGAAACAAAUAGAUCCUUCCAAAGCAACCGAAAAAAAAAGUAAAAAAAUGGAAAAUAAUUUCGUUAUGAAAAGUCAGGUUGCAACAGCUUUUGUCGGAAUUAUGUCAUUUCUUCUUAUUUCUUAUACUUUGCAUUGCACUUGGGUUACUUCAGAAGCCUACAGCAGUCCAAGUAUUGUUCUUUCUGCCAGAUCUCAUGAUGGUUCCAGAAUAAUUUUUGAUGAUUUCAGAGAGGCGUAUUAUUGGCUAAGGAUGAACACUCCAGAAGAUGCUCGAGUUAUGUCUUGGUGGGAUUAUGGAUAUCAAAUUACUGCCAUGGCCAACAGAACAAUUUUAGUUGAUAAUAACACUUGGAACAAUACGCAUAUUUCAAGAGUAGGUCAAGCCAUGGCAUCUUCUGAAGAAAAAGCUUAUGAAAUAAUGAAGGAAUUGGACGUGGAUUAUGUACUCGUUAUUUUCGGUGGUUUAACAGGAUAUUCUUCUGAUGAUAUAAAUAAAUUUUUGUGGAUGGUUCGAAUCGGGGGUUCAACGGACAGAGGAAGUCACAUUCGGGAAGCCGAUUAUUAUUCUCAAUCCGGAGAGUUUAGAAUCGACAAAGAAGGAUCGCCGACAUUAUUAAAUUGUUUAAUGUACAAAAUGUGUUAUUAUAAAUUCGGUCAAGUUUUUACAGAAGGAGGAAAGCCUCAAGGUUACGACAGAGUAAGAUCAGCCGAGAUCGGAAAUAAAGAUUUUGAAUUAGAUGUAUUGGAAGAAGCUUAUACUACUGAACAUUGGCUCGUUCGAAUUUAUAAAGUUAAAGAUUUACAAAAUAGGGGACUUUAG
Pediculus humanus corporis (human body louse) is the source of this 1872-nucleotide messenger RNA. RefSeq names its product Dolichyl-diphosphooligosaccharide--protein glycosyltransferase subunit STT3A, putative. The transcript is spliced from 10 exons. Bases 1 to 1872 code for a protein of 623 amino acids. Lineage: Eukaryota; Metazoa; Arthropoda; Insecta; Psocodea; Pediculidae. Gene Ontology annotation, molecular function: dolichyl-diphosphooligosaccharide-protein glycotransferase activity. Gene Ontology annotation, biological process: post-translational protein modification. The record is from RefSeq and is a predicted model, not a curated record. Gene Ontology annotation, cellular component: membrane.